AUGAAAUCUAAAAUUUUAAAUAUUUUUGUAGCUUCUUUGCUUAUAAUUAAUGUAAAUUCUCUCAAUAUUCUAUUCACAAGUGAACUUUCUAGUCCAAGUCAUCACAUUUUCAACAGUGCAUUAGCACGUGCGCUUGCCGCUCGUGGACACAACGUUACUUUUGUAUCAGCUGAUAAUGUUAAAAAUCCACCAGAAAAUUUGCAUUACAUCCAUUUGGAGAAGCAAUACGAAAUUAUGGCUCAAGGUUUUGAAGGCAUGGAUUUAAUAACUUGGUAUAAAGAAAUUGUGAACAUGGGCAAAUAUGAAAAUGCACUGAUGAUGAAUACAUUUGGAGCUGAAAUGUGUGCAGAUGUAGUCAAAAAUCAAGGCUUCCAUGACAUUCUGAAUUAUCCGAAUGAUUUCAAGUUUGACUUAAUGAUUUACGACUACACAGCAUUACCGUGCAUGCUUGGACUUCUCCAUAAAUUUAAUUAUCCACCACUUGUUGGAGUUACUGGAUUCUGCAACCCACCUUAUACUGCUGACAUUAUGGGUGGUGAAAGACUUGGAUUAACUGUUAAGCCUCAUUAUGCAUCAACUUAUGACAAGAACAUGAACAUUUUUGAGAGAUUAGACAAUGGAUUCUUGAAUUUCUUUGAAUCUGUAUUGCGAAAGUACAGCGGAAUUCCAAAUCUUGACAAAAAAAUGAAAGAAAUUUACGGAUCAGAUCUUCCAUAUGUUGGUGAUCUUGAGAAACAUACGAAGAUUGCUCUUGUUAACUCACAUCCAGUAGUUGAAUUUGCAGAGUCACUUCCUCCAAAUGUCAUUGAAAUCGGUGGAAUGCAAAUUGCUGAGCCAAAACCUGUUGAGAAAGAACUUGAUGAGUUCCUAAAUAAAGGCAAGAAAGGAUCAGUGCUGAUGUCAAUGGGCUCAAAUUUUAAGUCAGAAUAUAUGGAAGAAUCAAAAAUAAGUUCAAUUGUUGAGGCAUUCCGACAAUUGCCUGAAUAUAACUUCAUUUGGAAGUUUGAAAACACUGACAAAAUCAAGGAACUCCCCAAAAAUCUGAUGAUCCGUCCAUGGCUGUCACAAAAUGACAUUCUGGCUCACAAAAAUGUAAAAGCAUUCAUCUCACACUCAGGAAUGAUGUCAACUUUAGAAUCAUCAUGGCAUGGAGUUCCAAUUGUUGGCAUUCCACUUUUUAUGGAUCAAAUCAGGAACUUGAAAAAAUCAAUAGAUGCAGGAGUAGCUGUAAAAGUUAGUCUUCAAACAUUAACGACAGAAAAGCUGAAAUCAGCACUUCUUGAAGUUCUCGAGAAUCCAAAGUACCAACAAAAUAGUAACCUGAGGGCAAAGCUGUUCAAAGACCAGCCACAGAAGCCACUCGAUCGAGCUGUUUGGUGGUGCGAAUAUAUCAUGAGAAAUCCAAAAGCAACGCAUUUGAAGCCAGCAGAAUUUAAUUUUGGAUUGGUUGGGUCUCAUUUUUGGGAUAUUCAAGUUCUUAUUUUAGUUCUUAUCGUGCUGAUCGUUUUAGGUGCAAGAUGUGCUUGUAAAAAAAUAAUGAAAAGAUUUUGUAAGUGCAAAAAAUCAGAUGACAAGAAGAAAAAGAACUAA
Chironomus riparius is the source of this 1590-nucleotide messenger RNA. The record is from the annotation of a GenBank genome assembly. Lineage: Eukaryota; Metazoa; Arthropoda; Insecta; Diptera; Chironomidae.